Molecule: messenger RNA, 2231 nt
Organism: Drosophila arizonae
Lineage: Eukaryota; Metazoa; Arthropoda; Insecta; Diptera; Drosophilidae
Product: dnaJ homolog subfamily C member 2
Biological process (GO): 'de novo' cotranslational protein folding; regulation of translational fidelity
Cellular component (GO): cytosol
Molecular function (GO): ribosome binding; Hsp70 protein binding
Source: RefSeq, a predicted model, not a curated record
UUGUCGCUUGCCUACACUUAGCUCAAGCAUGCGGUAGUGAAGUGAAUUAAUUACACACUUUUCGGGUUGUCCAAACAAAAUUCGAGGUAGUGCAGUGUGCUUUAUGUAAUUUGAUGCAAUUAGUUUUUGCAACACGACACACACUUCUACACACCUAUAAUGACUAACAGCCUAGAAAUUGAGUGCUCUGCGCUGAAAGUAACGCGUCAUAAAAUCGAACGCGUUGGUUGCGCAUAUUUUAACGCACGCCGCCAAAUUGGCGAUGCGAACGGCGUCGAGCGCAGCGACUCUGAUGAGAAAUUGGCGGGCGCUGGCGAAGAUGUCGACAUAAGCUACCUCAAGUCCCUUGAUCCCAAAGAAUGGAAGGAUCAGGAUCAUUACAGCGUUCUUGGCCUUGGAAAAUUAAGAUACGAAGCAAGCGAUGAUGACAUUCGGAAGGCCUACAGACGAAUGGUGCUGCUGCAUCAUCCGGACAAGCGGAAAGCCAAAGGAGAGGAGGUGAUUACGGAUGACGACUACUUCACAUGCAUAACAAAGGCCUACGAAAUACUUGGCACUCCAAAAACACGCCGUAGCUACGACUCAGUGGAUCCCGAAUUUGACGACGGUUUUCCCUCACAAUCGGAUAUCGAUAACAACUACUUUGAAUCGUUUAAUAAGUAUUUUAAUUUGAAUGCGCGUUGGAGCGAAAAGCCGAAUGUGCCUCCAUUUGGCGACGUGGAUGCCAAGCGAGAGGAUGUCGAACGGUUUUACAAUUUCUGGUACGACUUCAAGUCAUGGCGCGAGUUCAGCUACCUGGACGAGGAGGACAAGGAGAAGGGUCAGGAUCGGGACGAGCGUCGCUGGAUCGAGAAGGAGAACAAGACGGCGCGCAUCAAGCGCAAAAAAGAAGAGAUGACUCGUAUUCGCGCCUUGGUCGACUUGGCUUACAACAACGACAAGCGAAUCCAGAGAUUGAAGCAAGAGGAAAAGGAUCGCAAGGCGGCAGCCAAGCGAGCCAAAAUGGAUGCUGCGCAGGCCCAAAAGGCCGAGCAGGAGCGGGCGAUACGUGAAGCGGCGCUCGCCAAAGAGAAGGCGGAGAAGGCCGAGCAGAAGCGUAUCGAACAGAUUCGUAUUGAGCGUGAACAGCAGAAGAAGGUGCUCAAAAAGGAGCGCAAGACUCUGCGCGACAAGGUCAAGGAUUGUAAGUACUAUGCCAAAAAUGACAAGGAUCAGCUGAAGCACAUGGAGGGCACAGAGAAGAUAUGCGAAACCUUCAACUUGGCGGAGCUACAGGCGUUGAACAAGGCCAUGGAGACCAAGGGUAGGGAGUCGUUCAUUGCGGCGCUGCACACCGCCGAGCAGAAGAUCGCCGCCGAACUGGAGGAGCUCAACAUAGCGCAUCAGAAGAAGCAAGUGAACAAUACGCCUAAGACGGGCGUUAAGGAGGUGAAAAAGAGCGAACUCUGGAGCAAUGAGAACGUGCAGCUGUUGAUCAAAGCGGUUAAUCUGUUUCCCGCUGGCACUGCCCAGCGCUGGGAUGUGAUUGCCACGUUCAUCAAUCAGCACUGCAGCGGAGGCUCCAGCCCGGUAACUGCGCGCGAUGUGCUCAACAAGGCGAAGGCGCUGCAGAACAGCGAUCACUCCAAAAGCUCUCUCAAGACCCAGGCCAAUGAAGGGGCUUUCCAGAGCUUUGAGAAAUCCAAGAAGGAGGUCCAGACAACGAACGAUAUUACGCUAGGUGAGUCGCCGGCAGAGAGUAAAGAGAACCACAAACAGAAUGGAGGCGUCAGUCAGAACAAUCAGAAACAGCAGCAGCAGCGGCAGCAGCAACAGCAACAACAGGUACAGCAGCAGUCGGAGUCGAAGCAGAAUGGAAGCGCUGUAGGGGCUCCAGCCAGCACGCCGGCAACCACUCCGACUACGAAUGGCAUCGCAUCGAAGACAUGGACAAAGGAAGAGCAGGCUUUGCUGGAGCAGGCCAUCAAAACGUAUCCGACAACAACACCGGAUCGCUGGGAUUGCAUUGCGGCCUGCAUACCCAAUCGCAGUAAAAAGGAUUGCUUGCGCCGUGUCAAGGAGCUUGUCGAACUCGUCAACUCGAAGAAGGAGGCUCAGGCGGCUGUCAAAUGAGUUGAGCCACGUGCGUUGCCUUACGCGUUCUCCUCUGCCCUAGCUGCUGUGUCCAAUAUACAUAUUAUUUAAAUAAAUAAACUUAAAACAGUUUUGAACGUUUAGCGAAAAGUUACAUU